This is a messenger RNA of Gallus gallus (chicken), 10489 nucleotides long. It is a transcript of the gene C23H1ORF109, whose product is annotated as chromosome 23 open reading frame, human C1orf109. The transcript is spliced from 4 exons. The record is from RefSeq and is a predicted model, not a curated record. Bases 16 to 1005 code for a protein of 329 amino acids. Gene Ontology annotation, cellular component: cytoplasm; nucleus. Lineage: Eukaryota; Metazoa; Chordata; Aves; Galliformes; Phasianidae.
GGGUCGGCGGUCGUCAUGGCGGCGAUGGCAGCGAUGGUGGAGGCGCUGCGGGAGUGGGCGGUGGCGGCGGCGCGGCGGGACGCGGCGUGGCGGGCAGCUGUGGCCGCCUGUGCGCCGCUGCUGGCCUCGCUGGCCGGGCUGGCGGCGCAGAUGCGAGCGGCGCAGCGGUUAGCGUGGGACGGAACCCCGCUGGGCGCCUUCAGCGAGCUGAGGGAGCGGCUGUGGCGGAAACAGCGCGGUGCGGCCGAGGCGCUGCUGGAGGAGCUCUGCGAGCGGCGGGAGGAGCUGCGCGCCGUGAGGGACGCGGUGGGGGCCGGUGCGGCCGCUGUGCUGCGGCUGUACGAGGAGCGGGCGGCGGAGCUGAGCCUAACCGAGGUGCUGCGGCGCGGGCCGCGCUGCCCGUCGUUGGCCGACGCUCUGGAGGGACUGCAGGAUGUGGAGCGUUACUAUCGACACAUGUACCUGGAGAUCAGACUGUUCCUACUGCUCAUCAGCUGUGACAGCCUGGCAGACAUGGAAGCCCUCCAACAGGCCUGGGAGAGGAUUUUGGAGCGUUAUGGGGAAGAGACUGUUCAAGAUGCGAGACUCCCUUCAGCCUGUGUUUGCUGGAGAAUCUGCAGAUUCAAAGCAUCCCACCAUGAAGACAAUCAGCCUCCAUGGGCUGAACUUCAGAGCACUCAGGCGAGAAGGCCACUCCACCUCUUUCCAUCCCUGGGAGUCUGCACUGCUGAGCCAGAUACCUGCAGCCAGGCAGACUGGAUGCCGUUGUUUCAGUGCUGCCCCAGCUUGCAGCUCCAGGAAGCAGGGACACCAGGUAGGUGUGUGGGGAUGGGGGCUCCAGCCCAGAAAGGUCAGGAGGUAACAGCAGCACCAAAGGCAUUGCUCGCUCUGAGACUAACUGAUAUAACACACCUAGCCAUAAAAAUAACUCUGAGUGCCUUUAUUUUUAGAACAGAGCUCUUAAAGUGUUCUUGCAUGAAGACCUGUCUCUUAGGAAUGCAAUAAAACAAAGUUAGCAGCUGGAGCUACCUUGUUAAAGUGAAGUUUUCAGGAAACACAGAGCUCAUGCUUUGAUUUUCAGCUCUACCUCCUACUAACUUAAUUUGAAAAUAGUUAUUCUUCACUUAUGGGGAAAGCACAAACUAAGAUCAGUUACUAAAUUUAAACACCCACAAGCAUUUAUAGGGAGCGUCUGACUUCUAUCUGGUUGGUUUGUUUUUUCACGUAGGGUGAAAGUUAGCUUCUGUACGCAGUUCUGCUUUGGAAAUGAGACCGUCUAUGGGUAAUUUUAUCUUAGACACUUUUAUGUCACCCCAUUCUCCCACUCUACAGUAGAGUAUAGGUGUGCUUUCUGACCCCUCUGCCAUCGUAUUGAAAGCAUACAUGUUCUUAUACACCGUAUCCCUUCCAACUCUCCAGGCAGUGGCAGCAUCUCAUGCAUGUGGAUAUAUACCACUGUCCCAACAUCUUUGUCCACCUGGAAGCAGAAUCCAUGGAUUUGGAGAGUCAGAUUCAGAACUCCAGGCUUAGCAACAGAAGCUUUCCUUGAGCAUAAGCUCAUGGAUUAUCAGGCAGAUUUCAGAAUCAAAUUACCAUAACAAGGAAAAAAAAAAAAAGAUAUAGAAUUUGGCACCCGAAUUUAAGUUUGAUUUUAGCUGGGGGCAGAAAUACGUGACAAAAAGCCUUGUGAGUCAUUUAAUAAACCAAGCAUGAGUUUCACAAGCCCCUGCGGUUUCCAUGCUUAUUCUUUGAGACUUUCAUCUUGGCCUGGAGCAGCACUCCUUUGUGACUUUGCAGGGCCCCAGAGCCUGCUCGAGUGCUUAUCCACUCAGAAAUAAAACAAACAUUCUCCCAUCUACAUUAAUUGAAUGUUCAGCUCUCAUUCCUAGCACUUGGCUGUCUACGCUUUAAUGUUUCUCGAGUGCUCUUGACUUUAUCACAGCAUUUGCCCUGUUGAGCUGCUGGUGAGCUCCAAGGGGAACAAAAUCUGCUAAUCCUAUAGACGUGAGUUGAAUGGGAACGCAUCUGGCUACAAAGCAAGGAAGUGCUUUCCUGUGGUGAGGAAGUGCUCAGCUCAGGGCCCAUUGUCUGGCUUUGCAAAGAUGGGCACAGAAAUCUCUUUGGUCGGUUCUUUGCCUCUGUGCUCCAUCCCCUGAUGCUGCACCCUGCCCUCUCUGCUUAGCAGACCCUCUGCAGCAGUCGACAGAGUGCAGACUGCUCUCAUCUCUCCCACCUUAUCUGCCAUUCCUGUGUAGGUUUUACUUCAAUCCUCCCUUCCUGCUUUUCCCCUCAACCCUUUCUCUCCUCCUCCCUCUUUCUGUGGAAACAAAUGUACAGUAGGUGUCUCUUGAACUUGCCUGAACUCCUUGUCCCAAGCACCUUCCUGACUAAUCCUUUCCAGAUGUCCAGGAACUUUUAUGUUUAGCAGCUCUGCUCGAGUUCCUCAUUCAUUCUCAGAUGGAGCAAACCUUCUAUUUCCUAAAAUUAUUUGAAAAAUAGGGCUGAUCUUGGCCUUCUGUGAAACAACCUCAAAGUAUGGCAUUAUGAGCACCACUGCAGCCCCCUGCACCCAAACUGGAGCACGGUAAGCAUUCGUAAGUAGCACUGUGAGCUUGGUUUUCCACAUAUGAGUGCUCCAUGGCUUUCUAUGAAGUUCUGAAAGCACUCACUACUGCACUUGCACCCAACCAAGGGGCAGGGCUGUCGUCUUGCAACCUCCCAGUAGCAGCAGCGUUAGGAGAUCUGUUAGUUAUCAUUGGACAACAGCAAGAUAACAGUGGAAACCGUGUUUCCUGGCUUAUCCUCUCAUCCUAUUCCCUGAAUGAGUUUGCUUUUGGGGAGGUGGCUGUUCCUUCAGACUGGGAUAUGCCUGGUGGCUCCCUUUGCUCGCAUCUCCUAUUUUCAAGCUGCUUGCAGCCUCAUUGCCUGUACUGUUCAGCAGGAGCUUCUGAGGGGAAAGGGCAGUCUGUUGCCCCAGGGCAUGAUGAGGUCUGUGAGGCUGGAAGUAAUGAAUGGAUCAGUUUGCAAUCCUGGAGAACAGCUCUUCAGCACAGCCCCUGGAUUGCCUUGAGGAUACAUCCCAUGCUUCCCCGUGGACAUCCCUUGGUUCUCCUCCCUUUCCCACUCUGCUUUUCAUCUGUUCUUCAUGCUUGCUGUUCAGCAAGGCUUGCCUUGUGUUUGGGAUAUUAGAAAGCUUUGGGCUGUUCAGUGGCCUUGGAAAAUUGCUGUCUUUUUCCUUCCAUUUGUCCUUACUUUGGGGUUCACCUCGGCAUGUUAUGAGUUGACUGCAGAAUAGUGGAGAGAGGAUUUCCAUUAACCCAGAGACUUGCUAUGAGGUGGUUGGUGCCAUUGGUGGUCCAGCAAUGGGUAAGAGCUGGUAGGAUCAACCUGUUUUGUUCUGUGCUCCCUGCCAGCCCCACAUCCACCACUGCCUUUCCACACAACCAGAGCUUACAGAACAGUACGUAGAUCUUUAAUCUCACAGCGCAGUGAGCUCUGUGGGGUUUGGUGCUCCUCCUCCUGCUGCACCACUGCUCCUUCCUCACCAGGAGCUGACACAGGAUGGCUCCCGGUCCUUUUUCCUGCAGUCCAGACAGUCUCUGGGCCACCUGGGGAAGGAGAAAAAAGAAUAUCAAGCCGGUAAGUCUCCUAGCCAUUCUGCUAUGUGAGGAAUGAAUCCAAGAGCCUUUGCAGAUGAUUAAUCUUUUCAAUCCUAAGAAAGCAAAUGAUCUCCUCCCGCUCCCAUAAAUUCAAUCUCUCUCUCCCGCUCCCCCUCUCCAGUGUUUGAACUGCUCGCCAAGAGCUUUAUUAAAAACUACAAGAUGCAGUUUUGUUUCUAACCGAAUCCCAAACAACUGUGUUAGGUGGAGAAGAAACAUUUGGUGCAGUCAGCUUUAGAGCAUUUUUGUGUAUAGUCCAUAGCCACUUGUCAGUCAGAGACCAGAGUCAGCUUUGCACCAAGCUUAAUAGGACCUUUUCUCUUCUCUCCUGAGAUUAGGAGAUGAAUUCAAGCUGGUCAGACCUUUUGGUCUCGUUUCAAAGAGUGCCUGGCAGUGAUUGCUGGGAGUAACCCAUGUGGCAAUCAUGGCACAGUGGAAAGGAUGCAGUCUGUGGGACCUCGGCAUGCUCCGAUAACGCCCCAUUCUUUCCUGACUCUGUGCUGAAAAAGCAAUGCUGCUCCACGGAGCGCAGCCAGCUCCGGGAACAAACUGUGCUGUGCAGCAGCGAGGUCCCAGCCGUCUUCCUGUUGAUUCCCCUUUCUUGACUUCCAAGGGGGAGAUUGCUGAAGAUGCCCCAAACCCUGCUGGAGCCUUCCUGAUGUCUCCAGGAGGUGUGAAGCAGCAGGUGGCCGUCCUGCUGGUGCUGUGCCCCAGGAGCUGCACCCAGGGGUGUGUCGGGGCAGUUCGGGGUCCCAGGGUGAGGUGCACUCCGAGCCGCCAGCUGCCGUGCGUCACCGCCAUUCCUUGGCACCAUGCACAGCGUGUCACAGCCUUCUCCAUUUCAUUUCUUAAUGUUCCCUGGGUCUGAAAUCCAUCAACCAGCGCUGAGAAAAAACAUACGAAGAGGAAGCCAAAGCAGAAGUAAGCAAAGCUGUUCUGUUGGCUGAAUUCCUCCGGCUCGUUGUGUCCCGCUACUCGGAUUGAGUCACAACAGGCACUCCUGCUUUGUGCACCUGAAUGUGGGGAGAAGGCAGAGGUGGCAGCGGCACUCUUCCUUGCUGCCACUGCAUCCCUGUUUUGGGAUCCAUCACAGUGUGGGAGGGAUUGGAAUUCUGGAACAACUCCUAUGAUUUUUGGUCUUUUGGGUGCCUGAGAGAUAACGUGCAUUGUUGGUGUCCUUUCCUUAUGUGCUUCCCGUCUUCCUCUUUUCAUGGAGAAGCUGAAAUGACAAAGAAGUUUAAGCAGAGAUGAAGAGAAAGCAGAAAUUUGGGGACCGGCCCGUCAGGACUUGUUCAGGCCUCACUGAUUUGCAGUCUGAAGGUAAAAACGAUCAUUAGAUCAACUGGUUCGACUGUCCCUCUGCCAUACCCAUACAGGCCCCAUUUGCUACAUCUGGCCUUUUUUUUUUUUUUUUGCAGUGAGUUGUAGUUGGCUCUUCUGUGAUGUUUCGUGAUCAAGGAACAUUGAUUUGGGGGUAUUUAAAAUCAGCUUCUGCUUAGCAGUGAUUCUCGGAGUGGGGACAGAAGGGUUUCAUUGAGAAAAAGGAGUGCCGGUGUGGGGGGUGAGGGAUGCGUAUGGCUGUGUGACUGCAGGUAUGGCACACAGGGAACCUGGGAAGGUCCAGGACUCUGCUGAGAAAGGAGAAAGUGGUUGAAAGAGGAUUCCUGGGUUGUCCAGGUCAGGACACAGAGCUCUCCUUCCUCAAGAGAUCACUGUGUUGCUAUGCAAGGGAAAGGGGAAAUCUGGUGUGGCUUUGCUGGGAGAAUGCUGCUUCGUGGCACGAUUUUGAUACCUCUCCACCAAAACCCUGGGAAAGGGGGUCAGAGCAGGUUGUGUAAGUGGGAAAGAGGUGGAUGAGGCUGUGGAGUGGGGGACAUGCUCUUGAGGCUUGUACAAGGAGUGCUUUUAAACUUAAUAAAUCUAUCCGUGUGUCAAAUGUCAGAAGAAGGCGAGGAGGGGAGGAAGGGAUGGAAAAACUGUGCACAAAGGAUGAGGAAUCUGGAGCAGCUCUGAAACCGAGGAACCUCCAGGCUGCCCUGCCUAGAGCCAGAGGCUGGGAAGCCAUUGGAGCUGGAGAUGGAGCAGUUGUGCUAAAGGGGGAUUCCCAACCUUCUGCCAUGCACCCAUCGCUCUGCGUUAAGCACAGCCUUGGGUGGGCGGAGCCCCCCAGUUUCGGGUGCCCAUUUCCAUGUGGGCACAGGGGGUCCUCCGUCCCCCCACUGCAGGUGUGGGGAUCCAACAGCAAACACAAAGCCCUGAGGCGCCUGAGGAAUAAUCCAGACCAGCUUUUGCUGGACACUGCUCCCCCAACUCUAAAAGGCUUUUUGGUCGAGUUUAAUAAGAUUAGGCUGUAAGCUCUGGAGAUGUCAGCUCGCUGGCAGGUUUGCAUUCAGUAGUUUCUCGAGCGCCAGAGAAUGUUAUUGCUCAUUUCAUUGGCUUGCCUUGAUUUCACUAGAUCAGCCUGUUGCUUUGCUUCCCAAUUAGCCGCAUCUGCACAACAGUAAUGGGCUGGAGAGCAGAAAGCCUGGAGAGGGGUGCAGAAUUGUUCUGCCACUCGGAAGGGUGUUCCCUGCAUCACCCCCCGCCAAGAAGGUUUGGGCUCUGCACCCGACUUGAUAGCUGGCACUGUCUGAAGCCCCAUGGGGGUCCCAGCCCCUCCUUAUCGCUGCAGCACGCAGCAGUGACAUUGCACAGCUUGGUCUGUUGCUGGGGAGCGUGUGUUCUCCAAAGCUCCAGUUUAGGUCUGUGCUGACAUUAUUGAAGCUACUGGUAAUAAAACAUGUCAAUACAGGGGUCAGGGCCACAUCUGAUCCUGUAAAAGGAAAACAAAACAAAAGGAACCAACCAAAAAUGGAAAGCGAACACGGAUUGACAAGCAGACUGGGUUUCCAGGGACGAGUGGUGGCAGCUCCCCAACCUGCUGCAGUCACUGCAUGGAAGGGACAAGUGGAGCAGGGGAGCGGCCGUGUCCCGGUGCCACAUCAUCGUGCAAGUGCAGAAUGCUCCCAGCACAGCAAACUACAAAUAAAUGCUGUUGAUGCCUUUGCCAUCCCGUCAGGGAUUAGUACAUGCUGGAGCAAUUUGCAUGGGGAUGAAACUUGGAUGAGAGGGCAAUGCUGAGGGAAUACGGUAUUAUUUAUUAUUGCCAGUUGCAAGGGAACAGCAGCAGCCUCCAAGCUUGUAUAACUCUGGAACAUGACUAUUAUUAGAACGGAAAGUUAGCAAGCAAUUAGCUAAUUGCAAUUCACAUUGUCUGUUGACAAUUAUAGGGAGAACAGUUAUAAAGCCCAACAGAUGGAACUCAAAUGGGUCAGUCUCUUUUUUUUUUUUCCAUCCCCAAAGGGCAUUUGCAAUGAACUUGUAAACUAUAGGUUCCAAUCAUGGCUUUGUGAACAAGCUGGUCCUAUGAGUAAGCACGUCAGGGCGGUCACUUCAAACAACCUUCCUUGCUGAGGAAAUGAAGUGCAGGACCUUCACCUGCUGGCAGCAGCUGUGCUUGGGGCUGCUGUGGGGAUGGGAGCCCAGCGCUGGGGGGCUCAGCACAGCAGGGUCAGCCCCACAGCCACCAGUCUGCUGCUGAAUCUGAGCUCUGGUUACAGCUGGCCUGAGCCCAAGCUGGACAUCAACCGGGCUGGAAAAUUCAGCUAAUGGCUCUGUGGUUUCAUUCAUUUGCUCUGCUGUGGUGACACUUGUCUGUAUAGCCCUGGAAAAAGGGAAGCGAAUCAAUCCAGCUAAAACAUACGUCUCUUCUCAUCCAUUUGUUUAUGGCUCUGUACAGCUUCAGGUAAUACCUUCUCUUCUUUCUCCAGCAGCGACACGGAUCUGCAGCGUAUCCUGAGCCUCAUUUCUCAACCUUUGAGGGUUAUUUAAGGGAUCUCUGGUCCCCGGUGAGGCUGAGUCAGAAAAGCCAUCUCUGCACAGACAGGAGGGGGAUUAAGUCGGGUCCUGCUUCCCCUUUUAAGCUGCAGGAGAUACCAGCGAGGCCGUUCCCAUGGGACAGAGAUUAUCUCAUUGCUUUUGCUGGAAACGUCUGAGGGAUGCAGCGCAGGGAGAUGAUGGAUGGCUGUGAAACAUGAAGCGUGGAUCCAAGGGAUGGCUCUGCACACGCUUUACAUUUGCUUAAGCCAGAGAAGGACGUGGAUAUGCCGACUACCUGAUAAAGGUCUUUAAUCCUACAGUUGGACUUUCUGUGGGGUUGCAGGGAGCUUUGCUCCUUAUCUAUCCCGGAAUGUUACUGAUGUCGUGGACUCCAGCAAAGGUGAAUGUCCCAAUUUCAGGUCAAGUUGAUGCUGAUAGGGGUGCAGCUGUGGGAUCUGAAACGGAUUAAGGCCGGCUAUAUGAAUUUCAUAAAUAGUAAUACUAAACCAGUGCACACCUUAGGCUGAUAUUAAACAGGGGAUGAGUUGGUAUUCAUCCUUAAUAGCGAAUGCAUUAUAAUGAAAUGGAAACAUCAGGUUUUACUUACAAAGCCCAGGUUUCCCAUAGGAGGCGGUUUAUGGAGUGACCAUUUAUUAAAGACAAAUGCUAUCAUUCGAAACAUAUCUCAUGUAGAGAGGGGGACGGGCUGAUUCGGAGGAGCGGUAAUGAGAGCCGGAGCUUUGCAUUUACAAGGCAUUGAUGGAAGCAGGCUGAGCAUCAAGGCAAGGUGCACUGUCCCCCUGAGCCUCAGCAGCACUGCGAGGUGCUGAGCGCUGAGCCCCGACCCCAAAACCGAAUGGUAACACAUAUCGAGCAGCAGGCAGAAAGCAAAGCCGGUUCUCUCGAGUCAGAGCAGUCAUGUGCUUAAAAUAAGUCCAUCUUGGAGAGGAGCCAUCACCUCAGCAGGGCUCUGGGGGCUGAGCAGGGCUGGGGUGCUAAGCUCUGCUCUCUGCACUGGAAAUCCCCAGAAAUACGAGCUGGCUGCUGCUGAAUGGCUCCGGGUCUGCGUGAUGCUGUCUGAAGGAGCAGGCAAGAGAGCGCCAGGGGUUGUGCUCCAUCCUGUCGUUGCCACGUGGGUGGGUAACUGCGUCCUCAGGUUUUGCUUGUUUCAUCUUUGUGGUUUUGUCAUUCAUUGGGAAUUUCCAGCUCACGGCUGCCCUACGUACACACAGUUCACAGCUCUGGUGCGCUCUGAAGCACUAUGAUUCAUUCAAGUGGAAGGAGAAUGCGCAGAGCACCCUCAGGCCUGAGCCCAGGAGGGCAGUGCUGAUGGUAGCAGAGGGCACAGUGCCUCUUCUGCACACUCAGAGGCUUCUGUGACCUGAGGAGCGUACACAAAAAGGAAGGGAGAUCCCCCAUGUUUUAAUGUGCUCCUGCUGAGGGAUGCCAAUGUCAGCACCCACAGCCACAGCCCUUCCAAAGCCACAUGGCUUCCCUUUCACUUCAUGAGUUAGUGAUUUGGAAUUGCAGGGCAAAUGUUAAAUGUUAACAACUGCUGGUAAAGUCACAUCUGCAGAUCGUUUUGCUGUUCACCUGGAAAGAAACAGCUCUCAUUCAAUUAAUCAAAGAAGUAUAUGGUGGCUUUCUGGAUAGAUGCUGGCACCCUGACAGGACGAUGCUGUUCGUUCUUUGGGAUUGAAUCAGAAAUCCAGGAUGAGGACAUCAUUUGGAGGAAGUGGCAGGUAAAAUUGCAUGCUUUCUAGAAGCAUAGAUUUGGUUUGUUGCGUGUAGGAAGACUUUCUGGCUCAUUGUAGUAUGACAUUUGCAACCAUUUAAUUUGAAUAAAUUCCAUUUUUAUGUUCCAUCCGGCUUUUAAUAUGUCAGCCAAACCAUCCGUAAGGGACAGAAUGUAAAUCCUGCCUGCUCUCCCUUCUGUGCUAUCAUCAGGGAUCGAUCAUGCUAAUGCUGCUUGUUCCUUGGGCUUCCAGAGCUCCCAGAGGUCAGCGGCUCCAUUUGGGAAGGCCUGGGAGAAGCUUCAGGUUCCUUCAGGAUGGAGAGGUUGGGAGCUCUGUCUCUGUUCAUCGUGCUGUGCGUAGGAUGGGUAACCAUGGACCAGGUUAAGUGCAGAACGAGCAUGGCUUGUGGCUGCAAAGGGAGAAACGUGGCCUGAAGUGGCUGCUAUAGGGACAGUGGGCAAGAGCAAAGAAGUCCUGAGCAGGGUCUGACUCCUGAAGAAGAAAGCAAGCAACCAAAUGUGUACCCCCUGCCAGCCCUGGGGAGGUGGCUGUGCCAGCAGCAGGGUGCUGCCGUGCAUCUGUCCCAUUUGCUGGCCUGUGCCAUCAGGAGGUGAGGUGCAGACCAGCAACAGUGAGCGGCCGGCUUUGCUGCCGUGCCACAAACCAGCUGCAAUCAGCUCCAGUGCGAGCCAGUCCCAUUGCAGAGCUGCUUGGCUAAAAUUAGAAAUGCAAUUGAGAUCAGGCUAGAAAAUGGAUUGCUUUUUUUCAUAAAGCAAAGCAGGUGCCAAGCACCUGUGUGGAAAUGCACGGCUGUUUAGUGCUUCGCCUCCAUCCAGUGCUGGAGAGACAGCAGAGCAGGUCCUGGGGGCAAAGGUGAGGGGGGUUCUGGUAUGCUCAGCAGUCAUUGCCUGGCAUCUCUUAGUGAGAGCAUGGAAUUCUCUGUGUGUUACAGGUGGCAUGUCUGUAUGCAUGUCUGUAUGCAAUGCAGCUGGGGGAGAACACCCAUCCACUCUGAGCCUGCUGCCCCAGCAUGGUGGGGAAUAGGCAACAGUUCCCAGAAGGGCAAAUUGUAACUACUGAGAGACCUCCUUGAUGCGUUAUCCUCACAUCUGGCAGGGAGAACAGAGGGGCAAGGGAAAUGCAUUGCCUGUCUGCCUCUGCAGCUCAGACAGGCUGGUGACAGCUCCGCAAUGUAAAUGAUGCGCUUUAAGCCCUAAAUAAAGUGUGAGGAACGUG